Molecule: messenger RNA, 791 nt
Organism: Prorocentrum cordatum
Lineage: Eukaryota; Dinophyceae; Prorocentrales; Prorocentraceae
Source: the annotation of a GenBank genome assembly
AAGCCGUUUAGGCGUGGGUGAGGAGUUCCCCCUAGCUUUGGCUUUGAACUUUGCAAUGGCGGCCGCCUCUAGCAUAUGUUUCGAUGACCUGGAGAUCUUUGGCUGGCAGCAGUACGCUGACGCCGCCUCACUGGCAACGGUGCGGUGCCUGUCGUCCGUGCACUCGCUCCGCGCCCGGCCUCACCUGGUGGCGCGCCUGGUGGACUGCACCAGGAGCAAGUGCACGAAGAGCGCGAAGGCGGCCUUGCGUGCACUCGCCUGGGUGGCGUCGAACGAGCCGCCCCAUCGACAGACGCAAGAAGGGUCGCCUCCCAGCCUGGCGUCGAAGCACGGCGGUGAACCUGGCGAUGAACCCAUCGCAGCUGCAAUGGCUUGCCUGGAUCACAAGGGCUUCGGGGUCCGCCGGCUCGCCGUCAUCGCCGUCACCUGGCUCGUGAACCCGCCCUCGUCGGCCAUCAUCGCCGACCUCCUGCGCUGCUUCCGCGAUCCAAGCUGGCAAGUCCGCGACGCCGCCGCGCGCGCCGUGGGCCAGAUGGUCGAGCGCGGCAGCGCGCAGGCCGUGGCCGCUCUGACAGGCCAGCUCGGCGACUACGCGGGCCCCGUGCGCUUCGCCGCCGUGGUCGCGCUCGGGCAGUGCGCCGCCGAGGACGACCAGGCUGUCAUCUCCGCCCUGGCCGGACGUCUGGCGGACCCGUGCAUCUAUGUGCGAAAGGCUGUCGUGAAGGCCCUAAGAUUUGUUGCUCCCAGGCGUGAUGUGGCUCUCAUCUCGAACAUCGCCGUACAUCUAGGAG